Molecule: messenger RNA, 867 nt
Organism: Hydatigera taeniaeformis
Lineage: Eukaryota; Metazoa; Platyhelminthes; Cestoda; Cyclophyllidea; Taeniidae
Source: the annotation of a GenBank genome assembly
AUAAAACUAAUCCUGUUGGACUCGGAUUUCAGCGCCGCAUGUCACAUUACCGGCCGUAUUGCCUGUUGCGCUGGCAAAAACGGUGACAUUUCGUUUAUCAACAUGGAUAGUGCGACAGUCAAAACCGCCUUCUCUAUGCCUCGGCUGAAGCUAACCGCGGUAGCCUUCAGCUCAGAUGGAAACAGGCUGGCAAUUUCCUCCUAUUCGGGUCACAUCCUGAUGGGAACAUUAAUUCAGACAGAGGAUAAUGAAAAGCCGUCUCAGUUCGAUCUCAGAGAUAGGCAGCGAUUGCAAAGAGGAUCUGUGCUCUGCGUUGAUUGGCAUUUUGCCGGCGAAUGCAUCGCAGCUGGCGGUCUAGACGGCUUUGUGUGCACUUUCGCGCCAGUAAAGUCGUUGGCAGUGGAUGUUUUACGUGGUCACCGAGGUGGAGUUAAUUGUGUACAGUUUUUGCCCAAUGGACACGUUCUUCUCAGUGCCUCGUCUGAUAGGCGAGUGUUGCUGUGGGACGUUCGAUCGGGGAUAAGAGAAAGGCGAUUUGAGAGCCAUGGAGCACCUGUUAUGGGAGUGACCUUCUUGGAUGACGAUUUAACCUUUGCUUCCUGCGACUCUAGUGGAGUGGUGCUGAAGUGGGACCUUCGCAAUGGUAGCCGGGAGGUCCAACUUGCUGAUGAAAUGUCCUAUGGUCAUGGGAGAAAUUGCAUCUGUUAUUCACCUGAGAGAAAUUGCCUUUUGACAGGAAACACAGAUGGAAGUGUAACAUUUGUUAAUCUGAUCACCAAUAAGGUAAGGUGUGGUAACAUAAGGUCCAGAUUUUUUUAUAUAAAAAGAGUUGAUUCCACUGUCAAGGGCGUGGAAUUAUCCACAUGA